This is a messenger RNA of Neoarthrinium moseri, 639 nucleotides long. RefSeq lists its product as uncharacterized. The transcript has a single exon. The record is from RefSeq and is a predicted model, not a curated record. NCBI's taxonomy places the organism in Eukaryota, Fungi, Ascomycota, Sordariomycetes, Amphisphaeriales, Apiosporaceae. The coding region runs from base 1 to 639 and encodes 212 amino acids.
AUGGAUACAUUCCACAUGCUGCAGCUUCUUCGUAAUCUCACUAUCCGCGCAAUUCAUGCUAACGUCUGUCACCACCGCGACUAUGUGGCCACUGCCCAUUACGAUGCGACCCAACAACCCAUAGGGUCAGCUUGCAAUAGAUUUCUCACGAACACAGAGGAGCCGGAUCGGCCUGGAAGUCCUCUGUCGAUUAUAUCGGACUUUUACGAGAUUCGUGAGCCACUAGGCUCAGGCUCCUCGACAAAUAUCAAUGUUGAGGAUAGAUUGGCAUAUAGCAGAAGUGCAACGAUCUCUGAUGACAACACUUCACAAGACACUAUGGCAAGCCGUUAUAUUGGCAAAUCCUACUCUGACUCUGGAAAUUCAUACAGCAGUGUGAAAAGCCGGUCGACGAGAAGUCAGUCAUCAUCACCUUACUUGCCACGGCCGUUCGACGUGAUCAGAGACGACAGCCAGGUUUUCCAGGUAUUGAAUGGCACGUCUACGAGCUCAGAUAGUCAUAGGGCCGUUUUGGAACCUUGGGUACGGGUUCCCGGAAGCCGCUACGAUUUGUGCUCUCGCCAACCGAGUCUCAAUAUUGAAAGCGCCCUGUCCCAGGCCAUGGAUGAUGAGAUUUUCGACCAGAGGGAGCUACACUAG